GGCGGGGGGUGGGGUUGGUCGGGAACGGGCGGCCGGGACGGUUCCAUGGCGCGGCGCGGGGGGGGGAGCCGGGGCUGAGGACCCCGCCCGCCCAUGGACCCCGCCGUGGCGGUGGCCGCCGAGGAGGAGGAGGGCGCCGAGAAGCCGCCGGUGAUAUACACCAUGGAGAACAAGCCCAUCGUCACCUGUGCUGGAGAUCAGAACUUAUUUACAUCCGUAUACCCCAUGCUUUCUCAGCAGCUGCCAAGAGAUCCCAUGGAAUGGAGGAGGUCUUACGGCCGUGCUCCUAAGAUGAUUCAUUUAGAAUCUAAUUUUGUUCAAUUUAAAGAAGAGCUGCUACCCAAAGAAGGGAAUAAGGCUCUUUUGACCUUUCCCUUUCUUCAUAUUUACUGGACAGAAUGUUGUGACACAGAAGUAUACAAAGCUACUGUAAAGGAUGACAUCACCAAGUGGCAGAAUGUUCUAAAAGCGCACAGUUCUGUGGACUGGCUAAUUGUGGUAGUUGAGAGUGAUGCCAAGAAAAAGAACAAAACCAACAUACUCCCCCGGACAUCAAUUGUAGAUAAAAUAAGAAAUGACUUCUGUAACAAGCAGAGUGACAGAUGUGUGGUACUAUCUGAUCCCUUGAAAGACUCUUCCCGUUCUCAGGAAUCCUGGAACGCCUUCCUGACAAAACUCAGGACAUUGCUUCUUAUGUCUUUUACCAAAAACCUAGGCAAGUUUGAAGAUGAUAUGAGAACUUUGAGAGAAAAAAGGACUGAACCAGGGUGGAGCUUUUGCGAGUAUUUCAUGGUCCAGGAAGAACUGGCCUUUGUCUUUGAGAUGUUGCAGCAGUUUGAGGAUGCCCUGGUGCAAUAUGACGAACUGGAUGCCUUGUUCUCUCAAUAUGUUGUCAACUUUGGUGCUGGUGAUGGAGCAAAUUGGUUGACAUUUUUCUGCCAGCCAGUUCGGAGCUGGAAUGGAUUGAUUCUACGUAAACCAAUAGACAUGGAGAAACGGGAGCUCAUUCAGAAUCAAGAAGCCACUCUGUUGGACUUACGUAGUUACCUGUUUUCUCGACAAUGUACGCUGCUAAUCUUCUUGCAGAGACCGUGGGAGGUGUCACAGCGAGCGUUGGAGCUUCUUCACAACUGUGUGCAGGAGCUCAAGCUACUUGAAGUCUCUGUUCCUCCUGGAGCUUUGGAUUGCUGGGUAUUUUUGAGCUGUUUGGAAGUCCUGCAGAGAAUAGAAGGCUGCUGUGAUCGGGCUCAGAUCGAUGCCAAUGUGUCCCACACAGUUGGCUUAUGGAGCUAUGCCACUGAAAAGCUGAAGUCCCUGGGUUACUUAUGUGGACUUGUAUCAGAAAAGGGACCCAAUUCAGAGGACCUUAACAGAACAGUUGAUCUGUUAGCAGGGUUGGGAGCAGAACGCCCUGAAACAGCUAACACAGCCCAGAGCCCUUAUAAGAAACUCAAGGAGGCCUUAUCAUCUGUAGAAACUUUUGAAAAACACUAUUUAGAUCUGUCCCAUGCCACCAUUGAAAUGUAUACAAAUAUUGGAAGGAUUCGUUCAGCUAAACUUGUUGGAAAGGACUUGGCAGAAUUUUAUAUGAGGAAGAAAGGCCCACAGAAGGCAGAAGUCUAUCUUCAAGGAGCUUUGAAAACUUACCUUGCUGAGGGCUGGGCAUUGCUUAUAACGCAUACAAGAAAGCAGUUGGCAGAAUGUCAGAAACACCUUGGGCAAAUUGAAAACUAUCUUCAAACAAGUAGCCUUUUAGCUGCUGAUAAUCACUUAACAGAAGAUGAACGUACACACUUCUGCCAAGAAAUACUGAAUUUUGCCAAUCAACAGACAGAGGGCCAAGGUGAAAAGGUUAUAUUGUCUAUGCAUUCCUUUGCACAGUUGAAAACUCUACACUUUGACCCGCCAAAUGCUGUGGUCCAUGUGGGCGGAACAUUAUCUGUUGAGCUGACUUUGUUGAGCCAAAUGCCCAUCCCAGUCCAAGUGGAUCAGAUUGCUAUCAAUGUUCACUUCAGCAUUGAGAAAAAUAGCUACCGGAAAACGGCUGAAUGGCUCACCAAGCACAAAACGUCCAAUGGUAUUAUCAGCUUCUCAAAUGAGGUUGUAGGCUUUCCUUUGUCAAGAAAUAACUUACCAGCAUUGGAAUUAUAUGAAAUGUAUGAAAGGAGCCCCUCAGAUAACUCUUUGAACACAACGGGAAUCAUCUGCAAAAAUGUGCACAUGCUACUAAGAAGGCAAGAGAGCAGCUCAUCUCUGGAAAUGUCCUCAGGAGUGACCCUGGAGGAUGGGGCUCACAUGUUAAAAUGUAGCAAUUUAAUACUGGAACCAGGGAUCAAUAGAAUAACAUUCAGAACUCAGGCCAAAGAACCUGGGACGUACACACUCAGGCAGCUGUGCAUGUCAGUGGGAAAAGUGCAGUUUGUCCUUCCUCAUAUUUACCCAAUCGUGCAGUAUGAUGUGUAUUCUCAGGAGCCUCAAUUAAAAGUGGAGCCAUUGACAGACAGCCUUUUGGCUGGUAUUCCUCAGAAGGUGAAAUUCACCGUGACUACUGGCCAUUAUACCAUGAAGAAUGGCGAUACUCUACAACUUAGUAAUGCUGAUGCCAUGCCUGUUUUGUACCAUCCAGAGAGCAAGGCAGUGAUCUAUUCCAAUACUAGGGAGAGAGUUUCGCAGUCAACACUAACGAUCCAGUCUUCUGAAAAGAUCACAAGCAUUGCAUUGCCAAUGGCUCCUGCAUAUCACGUGAUUGAAUUUGAACUAGAAGUUAUGUAUUUGCCAUCAGCUCCAGUAGUUGCAAUGGAAAGAGAAAAUCUGAUAAAUAAAGACCUGCACAGAAAAAGCAAAGAGAAGCAGAAAGCAGAUAACUGUAUGGCAACAGUUGACCAAAAAGUAACCAUCGAUUGUCCUUGGUCAGUCUACUCCACCAUUAUUGCAUUAACAUUCAGUAUACCUUUUAAUGCCAAACAUUCCUUACUGUCAGCUGGCAAACGGAAAUAUGUACAAGUGUGUGUACAGAAUAUGUCAGAGCUUUGCUUCGAGCUUUCGGAGAACAAUCUAAAAAAUUCUGGUAAUUACACAGAUCUACAGCUGGUACCUCUGAAUUCUGAAUCUCAACAGCUCAUAUACAGCAAGCAGUCAGUAUUCUUUGUAUGGGAAUUGAAGUGGAUGAAAGAGCUUCCGCCAUCUUUGCAGUGCCAGUUCUUGUUUAGCUUUUGUCCAGUUACCUCCGAAGAGCAGUCUUUCUCCCUGAAGCCAUUCAUUUAUGAAUUCCAAGUGGAAAAUUUUUUUACAUUGUAUAAUGUGAAAGCUGAGAUUUUCCCCCCGUUGGGGGCAGAGUAUUGUAAAACAGGCUCACUCUGCUCUUUGGAGGUGUCAAUCACCCGACUUUCUGACCUUUUAGAGGUAGAUAAAGAUGAAGCAUUAACAGAAUCAGAUGGAUACUGCACAACAAAACUUAUGUAUGAAGUUGUUGACAACAGCAGUAACUGGGCAGUCUGUGGGAAAAGUUCUGGGGUAAUAUCUAUGCCUGUAGCAGCUCGAGCAACUCACAAAGUGCACAUGGAAGUGAUGCCACUUUUUGCUGGAUACCUACCAUUUCCUGAUGUCCGACUAUAUAAAUACCUCCCCCAUCAUUCUGCUCACUCCAUGCAACUUGAUGCUGAUAGCUGGAUUGAAAAUGAUAACUUAUCUGUGGACAAGAAUGUGGAUGAUCAAGCUGACAGCAGCAGCAUAAGGAGCAGAGGAAGCAUACAUUCAACAACUAGUGGGGAACACAAAGGUCUGCCAAUGCCCCGUCUACAAUCCUUUUCAUCUGGUCAGGUUUUCAACUCCAGCACUGGCAUGCAAAUACUUGUCAUUCCCAGCAAGGAUGACCAUGUUCUGGAAGUCAGCGUCACAUGACAGCUCAGUGUAAAAAAAUUACAAAAACAAAAACCAUUGAAGACUGGCUGUGAAUGCACUUUAAAGGAUUGUGACCUGCUUACUCUUCAUUGUAACAUUCUAACCCUAACCAGACCUAUGGCAUCUCAGCACUUACUGGCCAUGGAAGCCUCAGACAAUUUAAAUGUACAGUGAAGCUUGUGUCCACUAGUUUAUAUUGCUACUUCAGUAUGUUUGUGUACAAAGAUUUUCUUUUUUUCCCGUUUGAUCACAUCCUGCUGAUAAAGAUGCUUGCUGCAAUUGGUCCUUUAUUUAUGUAAUUUGAGCAGCCUUCAGAUUUGCUGUUUUUUAAAGUAGUUAGAUUUCUGUUCUCAAAAAUGUUUCAGGUUGACAUAUACAGUAAGCCUUGCAAUGUGGCUGUUAAUGACUCAAGUGUGUGCCUUUCCAGUCACACGACUGUUUGGUUUUCUGGACCAGGAUAGCUUUCAACGUCUGUCAAUCAGCGUGCGUGAUUCUGAAUCCCACAGCAACUAGAAGAUUUUAUAUAUUUUUUUCUCUUGAAGACUUGCUUAAUCUCUUUUGUGCCUUGGGACAUACGAAUUACAUUUACCCAUAAAUAGACCCUUGAGAAGGAUACCACAUAGCAGCCCAUUAAUUUCUCGUACUCUUUUUAAAAAACAAAACAAAACAUGACCCUUGAUAUGACCAGAGGCAUGGCACAAAAGUGGUUAAGCUAGGAAUAAGCGUUCAUGCAACCAUGGUUUUUCCUCCAAACAGGUAUUUAAGAAAAUGAGAAAUACUAUUAGUGUUGGAUCGGAUAUGUAAUGUAUUACUAAACACUAACUUGCUUGACUCUCUGAAUAGAGUUGAUUUCUCCCUCGCCCUAAUUAGUGCUUACUUUGUGUAUUUACAGAGCCAUAUGCUUUUGCACCUUGAUUCUAGAGUUUUCUGAAAAAAUAAUGUAAUUUAAAAUAAAGAUUACUUGACUAUUUCCAGUCUACAUAUGGGGAAGGAUUAAAGUCCUAGUAUUGAACCUCUUCUGGUCCAGCAAACUGCAGUCAUAACCAUACCAACUGAUUAUUUUUCAGUUGUAAAUUUUAUUGUACAUAUGGUUGAUUAUUUAAAAAGUCCAAACUAACUGAUGUAAUGUCUGUGUAUAAGUUGCACCAAAAAUCAAGGACAAAAUAAAUGUGUGUUUUUAUUGGUGUGAAAGUCACAGCUUGUAAAUAAGUGUAGUGUUUUAAACCUUUUCCAGCUCUUAAAAGCUAUGUAUUUUUGUAUAUAUAUAUAAUGUAUUUCUCUGAAAUUCACUGGUGAAGUCUUUGGGGGGGGGGGGAAGAAAAAAAGUCAGUGUGAACUGAUUCAUAAUUCCAGCAGAUGUGGCCUCUUAAUGAAAGAAACCUCUACAAUGUGAGCCUUAAAGGAAUAACAAAAAUCCUCUGCAGUUGUUUCCAUAGGUUCUUAAUGCGUCUUAAUAAGGGGGGAGCACAGAACAGAAUUUCCAGACACUUGAAGUAUUUUUGUCUCUCUGUGUACAAACUUUCAGUAAGUUUGUGUGUUCAUCACUUCUUUCUUUAUGCUUUAGAAUUCACUCAGAUUUGGAGAAUGCAAUCAUCAGUAUGUUGUUAUUUUUUAUCUUUAGAGGGAGGAAGUAAGUACGUAUUGGUUUUUCCACAUCUGCCAGAAGUGAUUGAUCUACACUGCAUAUAAUAUAAAUUUUAAUAAAUGCGUUCAAUUUCUUUUAAAA
Molecule: messenger RNA, 5626 nt
Organism: Alligator sinensis (Chinese alligator)
Lineage: Eukaryota; Metazoa; Chordata; Crocodylia; Alligatoridae
Gene: TRAPPC10
Product: trafficking protein particle complex 10
Exons: 23
Coding region: 94-3900 (1268 amino acids)
Biological process (GO): early endosome to Golgi transport; intra-Golgi vesicle-mediated transport
Cellular component (GO): TRAPPII protein complex
Molecular function (GO): protein binding
Source: RefSeq, a predicted model, not a curated record